CGCGCACUGGGACGGACGUGACACGUCGGCUUCUGGAGCCGGAUGUUCCAAGAUGGCGGCGGCGGUUGCUGAGGCGGCUUUCGCGGCGGAAAAGAGCGCCUCAAAGGCCGGCUGGCGGGGCUGAGGAGGCCGGAGGCGGAUCGGGACGAGGCUGGAGAGCCCUUGAAGGAACAGUGGUCCCGGUCUCUUGGGUGAGCAUCCAGCCUGGCCAGACGUGUGUGAUGCAGCCUCCGCCACAGACGGUGCCCCCGGGGGCCGGUGGGCCACCACCUCUCACAGCAGCACAGAACAUGUACUGGCGCAACAGUGGUCCCUUGGGUCGGCGGGCCAACGCUCCCACCACAGCGGCAGCCGGCCCCAUGCGGCCUGUGACGGACCCCUUUGCCUUUGGCGCCAUGCAGUCGCUUCGGGGCAACCCCCCGCUUGGCAACACGGCCAAAGGCGACCCGCCAGCUAUGCAAAGCUUCUCCCCGGUGGCGUUCCCUCCACCUCAUCUCCCCGCUGGAGACAAUUCCCAUGGGCUAAACCCGUCUUUGCCAGCUUCCGUCUCUCAGUCUGGAGCCCAUGGUACGUUUUCAAGCCAGCCGACCUCCUCGUUGUAUUCGGAGCGUGUUACUAGCAGUGCUGACAUGCACCCCAGUGUUGAGCGUGGUGCACGGAACCCUAUGGAUCCCGUGGGUUUCCCUUUAGAGAAUUCUUUGCGUGGACAACAUGUUUCCCUGCCGCCCAGCGGUCAAGAAAUGAGUAGGAACCCAAACAUCCCAACUUCAGUACCAUCAUCCACGUCUUUCUUACCCUCUGCUCAGCAAACAGUGCCUCAGUGGAUGGCUCCCCAAAGUAACUUUCAACCGCAAAGUGGUCCUCCUUACUCUGUCUACCCAGAACCGCCUUCCCAGAAUGCUUUUUAUGCUGUGACUCAGUCUCCUCUUGGGGUCUCCCAGCCCCACCAGAGCACCCCACAGCAAGCUCCUGCUGUUCAAAACACGGUCCAAGCCCCAUUGAUGUUUGGCGAUGCUCCGAGUGCGAAUGCUCCCCACAACUCCGCCUGGCAGAACGCCGGAGGAGCCAGCCCGUGGUCGGCGCAGAUUCCUCAAGAACACUUUUACCUGCAGCCUCUCAACACUGCCAGCACCCCACCUGUCCAUCAGGCCACUCAGGAAAACGGCCGGCCGGCCCAAGCUCAAGCCGCAGCGGAAGGAGUGACCAAGAGGGAUCCGGGGACGGUUUCCAUGUUUUUCAAAGGCGACGAGGCAGAGAACGAGGAGAUAUUAUCACUGGAAAAGAACAACGAGGCUGGCAAAGCGGAUGUCGACGCUUUCCAGCAGACCAUGGGGCACACCUAUUACCAGCCGCUUCAUCCUGUUCACCAGGUCCCGAUCCCUCCUUUUUCUAAUGCGGUUCUGCCGCCUGAGACGCUCCCAGAUGUCCAGAAUUCCUUCAAGACCUCCAACGAAGCCCCGGCCUUUGAAAACGCGGCAGACAAAGCUGAUCCUGUGGACGCCGUGGAAAACCAGGAGUGCAUUCAGAACCAAGAGGUUUUGCCCAGCGAGCCGCUGACCCAGAGCUGCGCGUCUCCAGGUGCGGAUCCGAACAGGUACGCCUCGCUCGUGGGACCGUCGCUUCCGAAGAACGCGGCGGCGAGCCACUUGGAAGGAGGGCCAAACCUCGAAGCUCCCGAUUUGUUACUCCGCCCCGGCCGUCCCGACAGCGUCUCUUCCAACUACAGCAACUUGAGCCACCGAAGCGUUUCCAACUCGUCGCGACCGCAAGAGCUGGGCACGUUCAUUCAACAAGAGAGCGGGAAGCCGGAAGAAGAGGCCUCUCGGGGUUUCUUUAAACAGAUGGACUCCUCACCUUUGGGAGGAGAGGCCAGCGAAGCCGGUCCCGGCAAAAAUUAUUACGGCGGCCUCUCUCUGGCCCCGACGCCGAGCCCUCCGAAACCCACUGGAGUGUUCCAGAUGAGCGCCAACAGUUCCUUUGAACCGGUCCGCUCCCAUGCAUCUGGUAUCAAACAUUUGGAGACCAGUCAAGCCAAGAUGCCCGCUGAACGGAAUAGUGCCAAAAAGAGCCCAGCCACACCUGUCGCCUCGCCAGGCAACCUCGAACAACCUCCCGAUAAUUUGGAAACGCUCUUCCUGCCCCAAACGCAUCCUUUGCCCCUGACCGUGACCGGAAACGUGGGUGAAUCCGCGCCAGAAAAACGACCCUCCUCAAACAGAGCUCCGGGCGGCGUGAAGAAGUGCGAGAGCCCCGCCACGACACUUUGGGCCCACAACGAACUGCCCAGCUUUGGGGGCAACGUGCUGCUCGCCCCGGCCGCUCCCGCGGUGUACGUCCCGGCCAAGCAGAGCGUGCAGGUGGUCCAGCCCCCCGAGGAAGGGGUGUCCGAACAGCAGCACAGCGAGCCGGGGUCCGUUGUCCUCCCGCCAUUGCAGCCCGGAAGCGUCUCUUCUGAAAAUUUGGAGAACCCGCCCAAAAUGGGCGAGGAGGAAGCCCUCCGCUCCCAGAUGAGCUCUGGUUACGCCAGCCUCCUUUCCUCGCCACCCACCGAGGCCCUGCAGAACCCGCCGGUCUUGCUCGCCCAGCCGAACCAAAGCUAUAGCUUGGCCCAGCCAGUGAACUUCUCUCUGAACCGGCACGAAAAUAACCACUUGGGGAAAGAUCCCGCCCUUGGCAGCAGGAACAGUGGUCAGCUUUCCGGGGAAAACAUCUCGUUCCCUGGAUCGUCUGUCCACCCGCCAACUGCUCCUCUGCCCCAUAACUUCUCACAACAUGCUUCCGAAACGACUGUGAAAACAUUGGCAAACGUACAGAUCCAGCCGGCUGCUCAAGGGCCUCUCAAUUUGGCUCCAGAAAAUCACAAGGCUCUUCCUACUUCGGAAGGAGGCCCGGCUCCGCAAUGUACUAAUGCUGGCUCCAUGGGUGCAGCUGGUCGGCCUGCCAACGGCGCAAGCAGUCAAGAGUUGUCUCAAGCGCUCGAUUUCACCGUCACCAAGGCUCUGGAACAAAAUCCUUCUAAUGCUCGGGGGGCACCGGAGGCUCAGGACCAGCAGCGUUUCUAUCAGCAGGUCACGAGAGACACGCACGGUGAAGCCGCUCCUUCACAGGUGUCUUUGGCAUCUCAGGCGGCGACGGCUCCGCAGCCUGUUCUGACCUUGAAUCCCCAGCCAACUCCUGGCAAUAACCCUGUACAAAUGCCGGCGAGCUACAGCCAAACAAUGGCGAAUAACAAGCCUUCGAAUGCCGCUCCUCCGGUGUCAUCAGCUGUUGAUUCCAGCCAACCAACACACACCCAGUCUCAACAAGAACCACAACAGACACCCCACAAUGCCUUUGCCAUGCCACCGAACCCUUACUACUACUACGGACACCCUUAUGACGCUUACCCGCCCUCCUACCAUCCGCCGUAUCCUCCCAUGGAUCCCCGGGUGGCUCACCUUUACUACCAGGAGGAUGCGUACGGUCGAUCCGACCCAUUGUCCUACCAGUACGACACCACUGCGGCUUAUGGGGAUGCCAGGGGCUAUCGCUAUACAGAACCUGAGCGGCCCAGUUCCAGAGCCAGCCAGACGUCCGAACGACCUACAUCAAGGCAGGGCUACCCCGAUGAUUAUUAUAACACCAAGGGCCGGUGGAGCGAUUACUACACAGACUAUUAUGGCUACGAUUACAGAGACCCAAGCCGCUCUGACCGCUACCCCUCAAGCUACGACCCCCGAUACCGAGAUCCCAGGGCAUACGACCACCGCUAUUGGUACGACCCAGAGCACAGCCCCUACCAAAAGAGAGAGACCUACCCGUACGGAAACAGUCAUGAUCGCUAUGAGGAUCAUUGGCGGUACGACCCUCGCUUUGCCGGGAGCUUCGACGAGGAUUUGGAGCCUCGGAGAGACCCCUACGGAGACGACUUUGACCGCCGCAGCGUCCAUAGUGAACACUCAGGCCACAGUCUGCACAGCUCGCACAGCAUCCACAGCCGCCACAGCAGUUUCAGCUCUCGGUCCCAACAGAGCCAGCUUUACAGAAGCAACCACGACUUGACGGCCGGCGCCUACGAGGCGGACCACCAGCCAGCCUCGCUGCACACGGAGUAUUCUUGCGGGGCGUAUCCUCCGUAUAUCAACCCUCCCUCUCUGGCGGACUAUAACCACUCGGCCCAAGCGGCUUGGCCAACGGUCGAACAAGUCCCUUCGAGGCCCCUGACGCCGGAGAAAUUCUCGGUGCCCCAUAUCUGCGCCCGGUUUGGCCCCGGAGGCUACCUCAUAAAGGCGCUGCCAAACCUGCCCUCCGAGGGACAACCCGCUUUGGUCGAGAUUCACAGCAUGGAGAUGAUGAUGCAGCAUUUGCCGGAGCAGGAGGAGAUGAGAGCAUUUCCUGGGCCACUCACCAAAGACGACACCCACAAAGUGGAUGUCAUUAAUUUUGCCCAGAACAAAGCCACUCGCUGCUCUCAGGAUGAAUUGCUGCUUGACAAGGAGUCGGCCUGCCUGCUCUGGGACUUUGUCGUCCUUCUCUGCCGGCAGAAUGGGACGGUGGUGGGCACCGACAUUGCCGAGCUCCUCCUCCGGGACCACAAGACGGUGUGGCUCCCGGGGAAGUCUCCCAACGAAGCCAACCUGAUUGACUUCACCAACGAGGCCCUGGACCACGCCGAGGAGGAGUCCGGGGAGGCCCAGCUCUCCUUCCUCACCGACAGCCUCAUCGCCACCAUCGACAGCCUGGAGAAGGAGACCGAGCGCUUCCGGGAGCUGCUGCUUUACGGACGCAAGAAGGAUGCUCUGGAGUCUGCCAUGAAGCACGGCCUCUGGGGACAUGCCUUGUUGCUGGCCAGCAAGAUGGACAGCCGGACACAUGCCCGGGUCAUGACCAGGUUCGCCAACAGCCUUCCGAUAAACGACCCGCUGCAGACGGUUUACCAGCUCAUGUCUGGCAGGAUGCCGGCGGCAUCAACGUGCUGCGGUGACGAGAAAUGGGGCGACUGGAGGCCCCACCUGGCCAUGGUCCUCUCCAACUUGACAAACAAUAUGGAUGUCGAGACGAGAACCAUCAUCACCAUGGGAGACACGCUUGUUUCAAAGGGGCUCUUGGAGGCGGCCCACUUUUGCUACCUGAUGGCACAGGUUGGAUUCGGGGUCUACACGAAGAAGACGACCAAGCUGGUGCUGAUCGGCUCAAAUCACAGCUUACCUUUCCGACGUUUUGCCACCAACGAAGCCAUCCAAAGGACCGAAGCCUACGAAUACGCACAGUCGCUCGGGACCCAGCCGUGCUGCUUGCCCAACUUCCAGGUCUUCAAGUUUAUCUACGCUUGCCGACUGGCCGAAUUGGGGCUGGCCGCCCAGGCGUUUCAUUACUGUGAAGUGAUUUCCAAAGCCAUCCUGAAGAGCCCCAGCUACUACUCCCCGGUUCUGAUCAGCCAGGUGAUCCAGAUGUCCUCGCGGCUGCGGCUCUUUGACCCUCAGAUGAAGGAGAAGCCGGAGCAGGAAUUGUUCCUUGAGCCCGAUUGGCUGGUGCAGCUUCGCAGCUUAGACGGGCAGAUUAAGGAAGGCUGCCUGCCUUACAGCGCUGGGAGAGCCACCCCCCAGCAGUAUGCCUGCAGUACGCCCAGCUCGGAAGUGGACCACGUCUCUCAAAACGAAGGCACGGGAGCCCCCCAGGAGGUGAAUCCCGGCCCCGAGAACCCCCUCCUCGCCUCCUUGCUCCCCAGUUCGAUACAACCCACGCCGGGGGUCCAGCUGAUGCCUUCAGCUCCUCAAGCCAUUCUGGAGAGCGCCGCUGCCACCGCCGUGGGCCAGCAAGAGGUGCCCAACGCCGCCGUUCCCUUCUACUCUGUGGCCCCUUCCAACGUGGGACCGGGGCCUGGCUUUAUGGGCUCCUACGCAAUGGAUCAGAGCUCCAUUUCCUCGGGGAUGAUGGGACCUCCAGCCAGCCUUCCUCCUCAACCCCAUGAGCUCCAGCCGCAGGAGCCGCUCCGCCAGGAAACAGCCCUGCAGGCAGCCCCCCGGGAGUCUCCCAGUUGGAAACCGGCCCCAGAACCCCGGGAAGACGACUUUUAUGGCAAGAUGGCAAGCAUGGGCCCGGGCCGACGAUCCAGAACGACCUCCCAGUCUUCAGCCCACAUGGGCUUUGGGCCGCGAUCCCGGACCACCUCGGAGUCGUCGGUGCAUUCAGUGGGGCGCGAGAGGCGCUCCUCGGCUGCCCGGCAGCCCUCUCCGCCCGUGACCUCCGCCCCGGAAGGAAAAGCCAAGGAGACCAAGAAGGAGCCUGCGCCACGCAAGAGUGGGGCGACGUGGUUUGGCUGGCUGAUGGGCAAAGGCAAGAACGAGGCUCACCUCCCGGACGACAAGAACAAAUCGAUUGUCUGGGAUGAGAAGAAGCAGCGAUGGGUCAACCUGGAUGAACCAGAAGAAGAGAGCAAGCCGCCUCCUCCGCCGCCAACGGGGUUCCCACAAGUCACUCAGGCCGCGCCGAUGGGGCCGGUCGGCCCUCCCAAUGCCUCGGUCAAUAUGUUCUCCAGGAGAGCAGCCGGAAGCAAAGCCCGCUACGUCGACAUCCUGAACCCGAGCCGGACGAAGUCUCCGGGGGCGGCCCCGGCCCCCUCGGAUCUCUUUGCACCGUUGGCUCCGAUGCCCAUCCCUGCCAACCUGUUUGUCCCAAAUGCAGUUGCAGAGGAGCCUCAGCCUUUAGAAGGCCAGGCAGCCGAAGAGCAGACGACUCCAGGACUCGAACCCGGCCCUGAAACAACCGCAGAGCUUCCGGCCGCUUCUUCCGGAGGACCCCCAGCGGGUGCCGUCCAAUUUUACAACCCUUCCCAGUUUGCACAGCCUGCUGCGGUUUCCGGAGGCCCACGACUCGGCCGGAUCGGACAGAGGAAAUACCCCACUUUGAAAUAGCACUUUUAUACCCGGAUUUACAAAGACGUACUCUGGAUCCCAUUAUUCACGGGGCCUCUCACCUUUGGGAACCAUCGGUUGUGUAGUUGUAGCCCAUUCUGUCAAGAAGAAAACGGCCGGAGAGUUUCUCGUGAAAACGAGAAAAAGGGCGGCUCCUCCUUCUCUUUCCGGCGGCUUUUUUAACAGACAAAAAUAUUGGUUUCCUUCCCAAUAUUUAAGGGGGACGUUUGUCACCGUUUCGCCUCCCCGUUUUGUGGCCUUACAGGGAUUUUUCGGGGGGCCCUACGCGAAAAACCGUGGGUCGCCGACCUCGGAAACGUCCCCUGAUUCGCUGGGAUUUUUUUCCUCCUUCUCUUCGCCUCGUGUUGUUUUUCUCCUCGAAAAGUAGCUCAUCCAAAUAAAUAGAAACAUAAUGACACGAGAAUCGACGGGAGGAAAAGCCGAAACAAAACUGUGAUUUGUCAUCUUAAGAAGACGUGGUUUCCUUCCCCCGUUUUUUUAGUUCUGUCCGUGUUUAGACUCCUUGUAAAGCGAAGAAUCUGUACAGUUUGGAAAACAGGAGCCCUUUGUAUGGCCGGCGGUGCUGAACUCUCCUCGGAAGUGCAAUAUCUUCUCUGAAACUCUCUCGAAUUCUUGAUUUACGAUCUAUUUCCGCUCUACGGUCGAGGUCUUCUUUCUUCUUUCCCUUUAAAUUCCACUGAGGUUCGGAUUCGCCGGCGACCGGCGGAAAAUAAAACUAUGUUUUCACCCCAAAAGGAAGUCUUUUUUUUUAAGGAGGUCUCGGAGGCCGGAUAAGCCUAAGAAAAGGAAAUAUUCGGAUAAGCAAAGGAAAUGAUUGAGUUAAGAAAAGGAAAAUAAAUAAUCAGAAAUAACCGGAUGAGAAAUGGAAAUGAUUGAGUUAAGAAAAGGAAAAUAAAUAAUCUGAAAUAAUCGGAUGAGAAAUGGAAAUGAUUGAGUUAAGAAAAGGAAAAUAAAUAAUCUGAAAUAAA
This is a messenger RNA of Anolis carolinensis (green anole), 7882 nucleotides long. It is a transcript of the gene sec16a, whose product is annotated as SEC16 homolog A, endoplasmic reticulum export factor. The record is from RefSeq and is a predicted model, not a curated record. Bases 222 to 6893 code for a protein of 2223 amino acids. The transcript has 30 exons. Lineage: Eukaryota; Metazoa; Chordata; Lepidosauria; Squamata; Anolidae. Gene Ontology annotation, cellular component: ER to Golgi transport vesicle membrane; endoplasmic reticulum exit site. Gene Ontology annotation, biological process: Golgi organization; autophagy; COPII vesicle coat assembly.